Fusarium coffeatum is the source of this 2217-nucleotide messenger RNA. RefSeq lists its product as uncharacterized. Gene Ontology annotation, molecular function: catalase activity; heme binding. The record is from RefSeq and is a predicted model, not a curated record. Gene Ontology annotation, biological process: hydrogen peroxide catabolic process; response to oxidative stress. The transcript has 3 exons. Gene Ontology annotation, cellular component: cytosol. Bases 1 to 2217 code for a protein of 738 amino acids. Lineage: Eukaryota; Fungi; Ascomycota; Sordariomycetes; Hypocreales; Nectriaceae.
AUGACCGAGCAAGUUACAGGAGCUAUCAAGCACGCAGUCAUGGGUCACAAGAACGAUAAGAUCGAUCAGCUCAAGGCCCACAUGGUCGAGCCUACUGAGAACUCGAGAAUUACCUCCGACUACGGUGUCAAGCAGAACAACACCGAUCAAUGGUUGCGCGUGGCCACUGAGGACCAGACUGGUCCUUCCCUUCUGGAGGACACUUUUGGCCGUGAGAAGAUCCACCGAUUCGAUCACGAGCGUAUCCCCGAGCGAGUCGUCCAUGCCCGGGGCGCUGGCGCUCACGGAACAUUCAGACUCUUCGAGUCAGCGGCCGAUGUGACCAAGGCCGGUUUCCUGACAGACACUUCCCGAGAGACGCCCAUCUUUGUUCGUUUCUCGACAGUCCUGGGCAGCCGCGGAUCUGCUGAUACCGUUCGCGAUGUCCGCGGUUUCGCCAUCAAGUUCUACACUCAAGAAGGAAUAAACGACAUCGUGGGUAACAACAUCCCUGUUUUCUUUAUUCAGGACGCUAUGAAGUUUCCCGAUGUCAUCCAUGCAGGAAAACCUGAACCUCACAACGAGGUUCCUCAGGCGCAAUCCGCGCAUAACAACUUCUGGGAUUUCAUGUUCGAACACUCCGAGGCUACUCACAUGCACACCUGGGCCAUGUCUGACCGAACGAUCCCCCGAUCUUACCGUAUGAUGCAGGGUUUCGGUGUUAAUACCUUUACCCUUGUGAAUGACAAGGGCGAGCGACGUUUUGUCAAGUUCCACUGGACCCCAGAACUUGGUGUUCACUCUCUUGUCUGGGACGAGGCUCUCAAGCUUGCUGGCCAGGACCCCGACUUCCACCGCAAGGAUCUUGAGGAGGCAAUCCAGAGUGGUGCGUUCCCCAAGUGGAAGUUCGGUAUUCAGGUCUUGGAGGAGUCCCAGGAGCACGACUUCGACUUCGAUAUCCUUGAUGCAACCAAGGUUUGGCCUGAGGACCUUGUCCCUGUUCGCUACAUUGGAGAGUUUGAGUUGAACCGCACUGUCGAUGAGUACUUUACCGAGACUGAGCAGGUCGCUUUCUGCACUAGCCACCUUGUUCCCGGAAUCGGCGCUUCGGACGAUCCCCUUCUCCAGGGCCGAAACUUCUCGUACCAGGAUACUCAGCUCAGCCGACUGGGAAUCAACUGGGAAGAGCUUCCAAUCAACAAGCCUGUCUGCCCUGUCAUGAACUUCAACCGUGAUGGUGCUAUGCGACACACCAUCACCAAGGGUAAGGUCAACUACUGGCCCAACCGUUUCGGCGUUCAGCCCCCUGCCAAGGCCGAGGAGGGUGCUUACGUCGACUACGCGGCGAAGAUUGCUGGCAUGAAGCAGCGAACUCUCAGCAAGAAGUUCAAGGAUCACUUCUCUCAAGCCCAGCUUUUCUACAACUCGCUUUCUGAGAUUGAGAAGGCUCACAUGCAGGCCGCCUACUCUUUUGAGUUGGACCACUGCGACGAGGCUAUUGUCUACGAGAGAUUGACCCAGCGCCUUGGUGAGAUCGACGGCGACCUUGCUAACACUAUCGCUGAGAUGGUCGGCGGCAAGAAGCCUUCCAACUCUAAGCCCAACCCCGGCAAGAAGGCCAAGAACCUGAGCCAACUGGAUUUCCUUCCUGAGACCCCCACUAUCAAGUCUCGACGUAUUGCAAUCCUUAUUGCUGAUGGCUACGACCCUGUUGCCUUCAACGCAAUGUACGCCGCCGUCAAGGCCCAGAGCGCCCUCCCCUUCGUCAUCGCAUCCCGACGCUCCCCCAUCUUUGCUGCUGGUGAAGAUUCAUCGUCUUCAAACACUGUGACCCCGGAUCACCACUUUGAAGGGCAACGUUCUACAAUGUUCGAUGCUAUCUUCGUUCCUGGUGGUGAAAAGUCCAUCCAGACCCUCUCCAAGAACGGUCGCGCCGUGCACUACAUCCGCGAGGCCUUCGGCCACCUCAAGACUAUUGGAGGUACAGGAGAGGCAGUCGAAUUCAUCAACAAGGCUAUCAACCUUGAUGAGAUUGCUCUUUCAUCCACUGACGGUAGUGGUGUGGUUGACAGCUACGGUGUUGUCACUCUCAAGAACGCUUCUCCCGACACCCUGAAGGAGAUCGUCACAGUCGCUUCCGACGCCAAGGGCUUCUUGGAGAAGUUUGUUUACAAUGUUAGCUGCCAUCGCAACUGGCAGCGAGAGUUGGAUGGUUUGAGCACCAUGGUCGCAUACUAA